This is a messenger RNA of Boeremia exigua, 877 nucleotides long. RefSeq names its product Mss4-like protein. The transcript is spliced from 4 exons. The record is from RefSeq and is a predicted model, not a curated record. NCBI's taxonomy places the organism in Eukaryota, Fungi, Ascomycota, Dothideomycetes, Pleosporales, Didymellaceae. Gene Ontology annotation, molecular function: carbon-sulfur lyase activity. The coding region runs from base 1 to 684 and encodes 227 amino acids.
AUGCCCGAGCGAGGCACUCGAUUCCUGCGCACCACGGACGCUAUACAGUGGAGUCGCGUGGGAUGCACAUUGAAUUCUCACUGGGCAGCUCGUGUUGUCGUCGCUCGCUCCCACGCUGCCUCCCAGCCUCAAAACACUGGCUCUCGACUCGCCUCCUGUGUCGCCUCGCUCAACGUCGCUUAUCUCCUGCCCACGGAUUUGUCUGCCAUGACGUAUAUCAAUCCGCGCGACUCCCGCGUAUCCUCGCCCGACCUUACACCCACAGAGCCCUUGAUCUUCACGGGGGGGUGCCAUUGCAAGAAAGUUACGUACACGGUGCGUCUCGCAUGCAAAUCCGAGGCACGGACGACGAUUUGCCAUUGCGAGAGCUGCAAGAAGACGUUUGGGGGCGUGUUUGGGGUGACGGUGAAGAUUCCGCUUACGGGACUGAAGAUGACUGAUGGAAAGACUGUAGUUUAUAAGUCUGACAAUGGGUCGGGUACUUAUUCGUACAGAGAGUUCUGCAAUGAGUGCGGGAGUACGAUAUGUACUUAUGAAGAGCAAGCUAAGGGGCACUUUCGCCUCAUGGCAUUGGGAUCACUUGACGAUCCAGCUGCGUUCGAACCGACCGGCGAGUUUUACUGCUCGCAGCGAGAAGUGUGGUUGCCUGAGGUACCCGGGAAAUCUCAGUUUUGGAAGCGUUGAGAGCAGUUGGGUUAUAGUUAGACUAUGCGCAUAGCGAUCAAAGUAAUGAAUCAUCCGGCUCAUAAGUAGCCUUAUCCAAGCUGCUUGAUGGCGUCCGGUGCGUACUCAUUGGUAUAAAACAUCUUAUGGGGGUGCUGACGAACAGUAGCAGACACUUCAUUGCAGUGUGUGUACGUAGAUAUAGCGGGCAUAC